CUCUCUCUUUCUCCCUAUUUCUUGCUUUCUGAUGCACUGAGACUGAACACAAGCUGUUAUCUGAUAUCUGAACAGAGCAUGUCCACAGGCUGUGUGAGGUCACUCUCAAACAAAGCCGAACACACGAUCACCAUGCACGAUCAUCUUUGCUCUACUAAGUCCGCCUGGGGUUCUUCCGCAGAUGGGAAUGCAGACAUGGAAAACCCGAAGCUCAGCUCAGAGGAGGAUCCGCAGGAUAAACUGACACAAAAGAAACCUCGUAGGAAAGACACGCCUGUCCUCAACUGUCCACCACUCAUACCAGGUGUGAGAUUGAUGAAAACAGAAGCUCGGAUGAUUCAUCAGGAGGAGGAAGAGAAGGAGAUGAAGAAGUAGAUACGUUUAGGUCCUAAACGCUCCGGAUUUGUUUUUUCCUUUUUGUAGUAAUGUGUGUUGCUUGAGCCUUCAUUAAAUGUGUUGCAGGUG
This is a messenger RNA of Paramisgurnus dabryanus, 465 nucleotides long. RefSeq names its product protein phosphatase 1 regulatory subunit 17 (gene ppp1r17). The record is from RefSeq and is a predicted model, not a curated record. Gene Ontology annotation, molecular function: protein serine/threonine phosphatase inhibitor activity. Lineage: Eukaryota; Metazoa; Chordata; Actinopteri; Cypriniformes; Cobitidae. Gene Ontology annotation, biological process: regulation of phosphatase activity.